GAAUCUGUCCCAAGGACUGAACCAGUCUUGAAGACCCCUCAGCCAAGAAAGGCAGUUAGAGCCAACUUCAUCAGCUCAAGAGAUGAGAAGGAUUUCAUGCGGAGGCAGUUGAGGAUGAACCAAGAGAUGAGACAGCAACACAGAAUAGCCAGAGACAAACGCCCUGAGGCACAACCUGUGAGCAACUCUUAUGGGCCUCCUGCUCCUCCUGUUGUCCCUGAAGAACCUGCCUCUUCUGAUGGGGCUGCUGGAAGCUAUUUGCCUCCAGAGACAUCUGGUGGAGGAGCUACUGGAAGCUAUUCGCCUCCAGAGACAUCUGGUGGCUACCCUGCUCCUGCUGAAGAACAACCACCUGUGGAGCAUGCAAACAAUUCAGAAGAUCAUACUGAACCUCAGAACCAGAUGAUGCCUAUGAAUGCUUCAUAUGCAUUCAGCUAUGAAAGCCCUGAGUCUUCCAGGGCAGAGGAAGCAGAUGAAAACGGGAAUGUGAAAGGGAAUUUCACCUACUGGAGUGAUGCUGGGGAAGAACUAACUGUGGUUUAUCAAGCUGGCAAAGACACCGGUGUGGUGUUCCUCAGAGAUGACAGACUCACUGCCAAACCUGCCACUGAAGGCUCCAAGAAGAACAUGCAUCAUGGACACCAUGAAACACAACACCAGGAACAUGGACACCAUGACACACAACAGGAACAUGGACACCAUGACACACAACAGGAACAUGGACCCAAUGAUCAGCAACAUGAAAAUAAUAACCAGCAUCAGCACCAUGGAAUACCUCCACAGAUUCAGAUCCAUGAGGAAAUUCAGCCAGAAGUGCCUCAGCCUAUUGCCCCCCUGGAGCCUCAGCAGCAGCAAUAUUUUCCACCACAACCAACCCAGAGGCCAUUUGCAGCAGUGAUCCAGCCUGUGAAAAUCCCUGUUCAGCCUCCAGUGCCACAGCACCACUUUGGUGGUUCAAUAAAACAGCAGCAUUCCAAGCCUGUGUCUCCACCUGGAUCCCAGACUGAACCAGUCUUGAAGACCCCUCAGCCAAGAAAGGCAGUUAGAGCCAACUUCAUCAGCUCAAGAGAUGAGAAGGAUUUCAUGCGGAGGCAGUUGAGGAUGAACCAAGAGAUGAGACAGCAACACAGAAUAGCCAGAGACAAACGCCCUGAGGCACAACCUGUGAGCAACUCUUAUGGGCCUCCUGCUCCUCCUGUUGUCCCUGAAGAACCUGCCUCUUCUGAUGGGGCUGCUGGAAGCUAUUUGCCUCCAGAGACAUCUGGUGGAGGAGCUACUGGAAGCUAUUCGCCUCCAGAGACAUCUGGUGGCUACCCUGCUCCUGCUGAAGAACAACCACCUGUGUUAGUCAUCAGCAUAUUCACUUGCAUUGAACAUUCUCCCAGCAGGGCUAGAAAACUUUUUGUGCACUUGAAUGAUCUCAUUCAGAGCAGGAUGGCAGAGGAAGCAGAUGAAAACGGGAAUGUGAAAGGGAAUUUCACCUACUGGAGUGAUGCUGGGGAAGAACUAACUGUGGUUUAUCAAGCUGGCAAAGACACCGGUGUGGUGUUCCUCAGAGAUGACAGACUCACUGCCAAACCUGCCACUGAAGGCUCCAAGAAGAACAUGCAUCAUGGACACCAUGACACACAACACCAGGAACAUGGACACCAUGACACACAACAGGAACAUGGACACCAUGACACACAACAGGAACAUGGACCCAAUGAUCAGCAACAUGAAAAUAAUAACCAGCAUCAGCACCAUGGAAUACCUCCACAGAUUCAGAUCCAUGAGGAAAUUCAGCCAGAAGUGCCUCAGCCUAUUGCCCCCCUGGAGCCUCACGUCGUCGUUAUAAAAGGUGGUGUUGGUUGGGUCUCCGUCGGAGGUCACGGUGUCGUGGUGAAACCACCAAGUUAUUUUGUCGUCGUAUCCAAGCCUGUGUCUCCACCUGGAUCCCAGUUCCAGCAGCCACCAACUGCACCCCAGAGGGUGUUUGUGGCCAAGCAGCAGCAAUAUUUUCCACCACAACCAACCCAGAGGCCAUUUGCAGCAGUGAUCCAGCCUGUGAAAAUCCCUGUUCAGCCUCCAGUGCCACAGCACCACUUUGGUGGUUCAAUAAAACAGCAGCAUACCAAGCCUGUGUCUCCACCUGGAUCCCAGUUCCAGCAGCCACCAGCAACUGCACCCCAGAGGCCAUCACCCUCAUAUGGACCACCAAGACCACAGCAACCAUCAGCAAGUUUUCAACAGCCCCAAACUGCACCAGCCAUGACGUCAGGGAUGGGUUCAAUGCCAUAUCAAUUUUCCUACUCUGGACCUCAUGGAACCUACAGGUCAGAGCAAAUGGACGCCCAAGGGAAUUUUAUGAGCAGGUACGGUUACAACCUGGGGCCUGAGGGUACCAACUUGAUGUGGGAGUUCUCCAAUGGAGCUGCAAAUGGGCUUGGUUCAAGAUCUGGUAUUCAGCAAAGCCCGGGUUUUACUAAUCCUGGGUUCUCAACUAAUAAAGGACAGGUUCAACGGACUCAGGGUUUCCAUCAUCAGCCUCAGGGGUUUCAUGCAGGAACUGCCUCUGGUUUUGGAACUCAAAAUGGAUUCCAGCAGGGUUUGGGAACUCAGAAUGGAUUCCAGCAAGGCUUGGGAACUCAGAAUGGAUUCCAGCACAGCCCUGUGCAUGAACAACAGCCAGCAGCCAGCUUCCAGCAAGAUGCCAAUUUGCAGGCCUGGGAAUCCUUUGAGCAACAGCAGCAGCAAGAUCCUGAAAGAACCUUCAUCCCUUUGAACAGCCAGUUUAAUCAAAAUAAUGUUUUAGUUGCUCAGCCCAGCCAAAGUUCUGGUGAUUCUGCCUACAAAUUCAGCUACAAUGCUGGAGACCACAGCAGAUCAGAAUCCCUGGCCAGAAACAUUGUUUCAGGCUCAUAUUCCUUUGUUGCUGAUGAUGGGGUGGAGAGAACUGUGAGAUCCGUCAACCAAUUCCUCACUGCACCGCCACUUGUUGCCUACGCAGGCCCAGACCCCGUGCAUAUUCACCGCGAUCACGUAGUCCAAGUCGUGAAUACAUUUACGUCUGUGUGGGAGUCGUCCUUUGUCAUCUGUGUCCUCGACCGCGAAAACAUGGUUGAGAAAGAAGUGUCGGAGGAGACUCUUGAGAAGCCCAUGAAUUCUGGGCUUUGUUCCAGGUCUGACCAGGUUCUCACUUCGUUCGAUUUGUGUAUCAUCAGCUCGUCCAAGUCGAAAACGGCUGCGAAUCUGUACCUGAAGCGAAAAACAGAUGACGACGCCUUCCCUAGCGACGUGUUCGUCAGAGUUUGGUGGAUUUUGUCUGUUGGGUGGGAGGAAAAACUGCUUGCAGAGCUGGUCUGUUUGGCGAAAAUCCCUUACACGGGAGGUGGGAAUGGUGCUGUAACUGAUGAGCAGUUGCGUGAAGUCAGUCAAUCCCUGUGGCAAGCGGAUACAAAGAAUGCGAAUGGAGCUUUCAGACUGGUCAAACAAGGAAGAACCAGUUUUGGCUCUAUUCAGGAUAAUGCACCCAGCAAGCUGUUCGAAGGAACAACGGCAAGUUUAUGGAGUUCUUCCCCGUCAAUUUCCGCACUCAAAACCCUGUACGACAACUACGAACCCCUGGUGACCCGACCGGAAACGUUGACCGAAGGGGAGAAAACGGAAGAGAACAACUUCCUGAACGCAGUGUUGAACACGGAAGUGAUGCGUGAGGCGAAGCGCUUCCUCACUUCCAACCGGCUCGUCAGUGUUGCCAACGACGCCGCGUUCCGCCAACUGCUGCAUAAGCUCUGGUUUGGGCUUUACAGUCGACACAGAGGCACGCCUUCGUCCUCGGGCUUUGAGCACGUGUUCCUGGGGGAGGUCAAACAGGGUCAGGUCACUGGGUUCCACAACUGGCUCUACUUCCUGGACCAGGAGGCCAAGAAUAAUGUAAACUACUUGGGAUGGCUCAAGGCAUUGUCCCUUGGAAGACGGAAAAAACCGCUCAAGAAGAAAGUAGAGCAUCCGCCAACGAACUUUCACUCUAACGAUUCACCCCCUCCGAAAAAUCAAAAUCUUGGCGCCAAGACGUCUUCGACUCGACUUUCUCGAGCCAAUCAGACGCCUUGGCGCCAACCCUUGCCCUUGAUCCACAUCCUGGAUCAAGGAGACAUCCUGAAAACCAAUAAAAGAUCAAAUUAA
Messenger RNA from Notodromas monacha, 4167 nucleotides. NCBI's taxonomy places the organism in Eukaryota, Metazoa, Arthropoda, Ostracoda, Podocopida, Cyprididae. The record is from the annotation of a GenBank genome assembly.